UCUUAGAAAACCAUGUUGUUGGUAUGAUGACCCGAUAAGAUAAAACAGCAUUCCCAGGAGGAGACUGUUACAUCGUUACAUUAUAGAGGAUGACGUGAUGGAGAGACGUGAUUAAGAGACGUGAUUGAGAGACAGUGUGAUUGCUGGCCGAGGAUUACCACGUAACAGGGAUCUAUAAGACGUUUAUCUACUGUUUGUGGUACAGACGGGGCGGUAACCAUGUUUAUCUGUUGUACAUUACCUAUAUACACAUGUCAGCACCAUACACCGACUCACUGACACGAACAUGUAAUCAACAGAUAGGUAAAAUAUUCAAUACGAUCCUGCUGACACGCCGAUCCCGGCACAGGGCCUUGGUUUUGUACUUAUGUACACAUGUAGUCUAAAUUGGACAGCAUUAUAUACUACAGCUUGUGUCUGGUACUCCACUUGUCCAUACAGAGUUCAAAACGUGUCAAACUAUAAUUUCACGGAUGUUGUGUAUACAGAUAUUGUUAUCGAGUGCUUUGCUUAACUCCAGGUGUCAGAUUUCAUUGAAAUAAGUGAAUUAAUUUAUUGGAAUUAUCCAGCCUACGUUUAUUAUGGACACACGUAGCUGGGAGUGACCAUUGUCCAUUAAUUUAUACCUGUCUGUUGAUGGUCAGUGUUCAUGUACCCAGAUCACACAGCUGACCAACGAUCAAUUCAGCCUGUCACCAAGGUCCUACUACAAAUACCUAUACUGUGACAUGUCGUCUGUAUCCUGUAGGCUAUAAUCAAAAGCAUGAUAUGAGAUAUUUCAUUGGAAUAUUUUUUCAUUGGAAAACAUUCUGCGUAAUAUGUGGGAGUUCAAAGGAAGUGGUUGAAACAUCAGUGUCAAGUACUACAGCUGGUUAAAUGAGCUUGAAUUAAAGAUUUGGAUUUUUCCUUGUGAUGUAACAACGUGCUUUUAAGGUCUUUAAGUGACAAUCUGGAACAGUCCCAUAGACAUGUAUGUUUACGUGGUCGGGAACUCAGAACAGAGUGUCGCACUGAAGUGUGGGCCAUGUGGGUCCUCCGGCACGGCAGGGGCCGCAAUGGGGGAGUCCCACAUGGAGGCAGACAAAAGAGAGGCAGGGGACGUGUUUAUUGCACAUGAUACAGAGGCUGGGGAUAGGGAUGAGGCGGACAGUGCGAUACACUCAAAUUGUGACGAGGUCGAUUGUGACCGAUCAUUUACCUCCCAAACGAGUCACAGUAACAGUUUUGGUAAGCGAACGCCAGGAUGUACCCGCCGGACGAGCGAGUGCCUCAUUUUGGAGCCUUCGGAGAUGAUAGUGAUUGACUACCCUGAUGUCCAGGUUAUGAAGAGUGGUCAACGACAGGCAUGUAACAGUGUGAACAUUGACCGCUACAUCGAUGACCAUUAUGAAAGCCGCAUGCGCAGAAUGCAUUCUGACGGUAGUGUAGAGCCGUUCCCUCAAGACUGCAGCUUGCGGGCAGGGGAGCAGUUAUACUUACGAAAUGAGCAAAAGCGAUGUUCACGUGCCAGUGACACCUCAAGUGCGUACUCCGGGUCCGACAUGAUGCAGUCGUCCAUUGACGACCAAGAAAAUGUUGAUGCGGACCUUUCCGGACUCCAGGAGAGCAAUGUUGACCUUGACUCGGAUGAGGAGGAAGGCUACCCGGAAUCGGAGUUGCUCCGUGAUGCGGUCCAGGAAUGUCUACAAAAGGACCCCGCUGAUCGAACCGAGGAUGAUAUCGGAACUCUCCUGGAAUUCAUCCAACACUUCAGAGCGUUUGCCAACAUGACGCUACCUAUCCGGCGUGCCCUGUGCUCGGUGAUGGUGUUUGCUGUGGUGGAGAAACAGGGCCAGAUUGUGAUGAACCAUGGAGAGGAACUCGACUCCUGGUCAGUCAUCCUCAACGGUCAGGUGGAAAUUGAUUACCCAGAUGGAGCUGUAGAAUUCCUACACAUGGGUGACUGUUUUGGUAUUACGCCAACGAUGGAGAAGCUUUACCACCAGGGGGUAAUGAAGACAGUGUGCGAUGACUGUCAGUUUGUGUGUGUGGCUCAACAGGAUUAUUACAAAAUCCUACACCAGGGUGAGGAAAACACACGAAGACAUGAAGAGGAGGGAAGUAUUGUCCUUGUGACGGAGCAUCGGAUAUUUGACGGGGGAAACAGACGUGGUCAUAUCGUGAUCAGGGGUACAGCGGAGCGUCUCAUGCAGCACCUAGUAGAGGACCAUUCUGUGGUGGACCCCACAUACGUCGAGGACUUCCUCUUGUGUUACCGCAUGUUCCUGAAGGACCCGUCGGAACUCUCCUCGCGGCUAAAACAGUGGUUUGAGGAUCCAGUACUUCGGCCUAAAGUUACCAGGGUUGUACUUCUUUGGGUGAACAAUCAUUUUAUCGACUUUGAAAUGGACGCUUGCAUGUGCGACUUCCUGGAGAAGUUCGAAAAACUCCUGGAAAGGGAGUUAUCGUCUGACACCAUGAUUGGCCAAUCACGGCUACUGAACAUAGCAUGUGCGGCGAAGGCCUGCCCUCGUACAGUGACACUAACACGGGCCACGAGGGAGGAGGUGCUUCAUUUCUCUGUCUUAGGGGGACAGGAAAGGGGAUUUGGCAUCUUCAUUUCUAAGGUGGAGAGGGCAUCUAAGGCUUAUGAGGCUGGCCUCAAAAGGGGUGACCAGAUUUUAGAAGUGAAUGGCAGUAACUUCCUAAAUGUGUCGCACAACAAGGCCUUAGAGACCCUAAGGGGGACAACUCACCUGUCUGUCACAGUCAAGUAUAAUUUACGAGAUUUUAAAGAAAUGUUGCUGGCAGCAGAUCGAUCUAGUAAAUCAGAGAAACAGGAUGUGGGUGGGCAGUUGAGUAAACGACUGUCGGCACCGAAUCUAGAAGACUUCACCUCCCCACUCAUUAAAUCUAAGGGAACUAAGAAGCCGGAGAAGAAAGACAGAUCCUGGUUUAAUACACUGGGACGCAAAAAUAUUAUCAAGAAAUUUCUACCGCGUAACUCUAGUGUGUCGAGUAUGGAAGGGGAGAGUAUGAACAAAUCAGAUGAGAGCCUUUAUUCGGGUCCACUACGACAGACGUCGACGACAUCAGCGUCUUCCCUAUCACCAGGAAUGAGUACACACCUCAGUGCUAGUAAUCCUGAUUUAUCCUCACUAGCCGUGGACGACGUGAAACAAGAUCUCCCAGAUCAUGUGGUCAAAGUUUAUAGAGCUGACCAGUCCUUCAAAUUUCUUCCCAUCCAUAAGGAAACCACAGCAAGAGAAGUUGUCAUGUUAGCGCUGCAGGAGUUUGGUGUAACUGACCCUAGUAGUAAUUACUCGCUAUGUGAAGUGACAGUGGAAAAUGAAAGUUUGGUAAAACAGAAGCGUUUGCCUGAACAACUCGGUAACUUACCCGAAAGACAGAAUCUCAAUGGAAGGCGUACUGUUCCCUGUGUACUCAGGUAUUAUCUCAAAAACAACAUGAAUACAGAGACGCUCGUCCCCGAUGAGCUGAGGGCCGACCUUAUCAAGGAGGCUCACAUCAGUCUCCUACAACUCAACACAACAGAGGUCGCCUCACAGAUCACCCUAGAGGACUUCAAGGUAUUCAAGGACAUCGAGUCUACCGAGUAUGUUGACAACCUUCUUGCGCUCAAGUCCAAGUAUGGCUGUCCGAACCUAAAGAAAUUUGAAGAUCUGGUCAACAAGGAAAUGUUCUGGGUUGUCACCGAGGUAUGCAGCGAGUCCAACAUUGUCCGACGCGUGAAGCUCAUCAAACACUUUAUCAAAAUAGCACGACAUUGUAAGGACUGUAAAAACUUCAACACAAUGUUUGCUGUAGUGAGUGGUUUGAGUCAUUCGUGUGUGGACAGGCUGCGAAACACGUGGGAGAAAGUACCCAACAAGUAUACCAAAAUGUACAAUGAUCUGAAAGACUUGAUGGAUCCCUCCCGGAACAUGUCUAAAUAUAGGAAUUUAAUAAGUAGUGAUAACUGUCAGCCGCCUAUGUUGCCAUUUUUCCCUGUUGUAAAAAAGGACCUCACAUUUAUCCACCUGGCUAACGACUCAUAUGUGGAUGCACUCGUCAACUUUGAGAAAGUCAGGAUGAUAGCCAAGGAGGUUCGCCAUAUAUGUAACAUGGCAUCUGCUAAAUAUAAUGUAAGUACCAUGUUCCUGGGGACGAGCACUAUGUACGAGAACUCUUGGAUCUCUGGAAUGGCCACCAUGAAACGUGUGAAGAACCGUCGCGGGUCAGCGGUUCCAAACGCCAAGAAGAUGUACGAGGAGGCUCAGAUGGUGCGUCGGGUCAAGUCGUAUCUUAGCAACAUGAAGGUCAUACCAGACGAAGAGAAACUCAAAGAGAUGUCUCACCAGUGUGAGGCUCCACCACUUAAAAAGACGGAUCCAUCAGCCAGUUCAAUAACAGCAUCCAUGGCCAACCUGAUGGAACCCCCUAAGACCGUGUCUAGUGGACCGAAAUUUGGUGCCGAGUCUCCAGAAGCCAUAAGGAAACUUAUGGGUCUGACGGACAAAGUGCGUCCUCAUAACUCCAAACACUCUCUACCCUCCGCUCCAAACCUAACCAGUCCGAUGUCUGGGCGUCGCCAGCCCACGUCGCCAAGGCAUGCUCGUCCGAUACCGGCAUUGCAUUUAUCUCCUGAAAGCUCAUCUGUAGUCAGUUUAAGCAAUAUAGCAUUGCGCAAGCCAAGUCGGAAUGGGUCGAUGGGUUCUGGCGAGUCAGCGAGUCCCACAGGCAGCACACACAGCUCACACCAGCAUUACGAGUCCGAUUCUAGUCGUCACAGCAUGUCUUCUAACUACGACACCCAGAGUACCAACUCAGCUAGCUCAAAUAACUCACCACCCCAGCCGAGGAAGUUCUCUCAUCCUUCUCAUCCCCCACAGACAGGGCCAACACCCCUGGCCGCCCCUCACCAUCACCACCAUCCUACGCCUCCAAUCCCUCAGCCUCCGGGGGUCAGACCCCCUCUGCCGACGUAUGAUGUUGUCAUGCAAAAAUCUCCAGCGUAUAGCCAAUAUAUUCACCAAACGUACACAAACGUAAGACGACCACCUCUCCCCGACUACCGCUCUGCUACGCAAAUGGCACAGUAUGCCCGCCAGAAGCACACGUGGCAGCUGGAACGAACGCGCUCGCAUGAUGGUGUAGUGGGCUACCACCAGAACGGCGAGAUCUCGUCGGGCGAUAGGCAUUACAGAUCAUCAAUGGAUGAUGCUGAAGAGGAGCAAGUGUCCGCAGUAUGAUAGGCGGAUGGUUUCUCUGGAACUGCCAUACGCUGGCCAGCCAAGGUUCAAGCCUGGACAACUGACCAGUGUCCAGGGGCAGCUGACCAUUGGUCAGCAUGGACUAAGUGCAAUAACAGGAAGAAGUUUUGUCUGAUAUCUGUGAUAAUGGUUACAGGGAAGGAGGGGCUAGGGCGGACGUCGCUCGGACUCGUGGGGAAAAUGUUGUAUCCGAUCACAUGGAUUCCGGUGGACCCGAUUUGUACCAUUUAUGCGGAACGUGUCGUAUUAAAAUGAAGUGUUUUCUCCAUGGUGUCAGGUCAUGCUAUAUACUCUCGGGGACGAUGCCAUUGUGGCCCAUUUUCUAAUGAACAUCGCUCUACAAGUUCUACAUUUUCUCCACUCCCAGCAUCUUACAUUGACUUCUUGCUGCGUGUAGAUUUUGUGGAUUCAGUGGAUUUAGAAAUGUGGUGAUCAUGUGGAAUAGUCAUCCACUUGAUCAGGAUUUGGUCCAGAUGCUCCCAUAGAACCGUCGCCUGUCAAAAUAUAUACAUCCAUAGCAGGAUGUAGUUCUAGUCUGCUUGUGAAAUAGUCUUGAAUAUUCAUCGAUGAUAAUCAUUAUUUCAUGAGGAAUUCAUGUCAUGAUGGAUUACUGCGCGGGAUGACCGUUACAUGACCUUCAAUUCUCUUCAGAGAACACUCAACUUCAUCAUGUGAUGUCGUGUUUGUCAGCCAGUUUGGAAAUACACUGUAGUGAUGGAGUGAAUCUCAUUUAAAGUCAUCAUGUGGAUUAGGAAUUCGACCUAAUUGUUUGUGCAAUGGUUCUGGGAAAUCUAUGUACGAUUGAGACAAAAUUGUCUUACGACCAAAAGUCACAAUGGUUAUUGACUGUGAUAUUGAAUCUCCGAUCUUAACUAUUAAUACCCAGAGUACAUUUUACCCAGAGAAAGAUGCUAGUGGUUCUGUUCUGUUGACCGAGAUGAAUUACAAGUACUUCGUGGUACACUUCAAACUUUACAGCCUUGUUUGAGAAACUCUGAUUUGAAGGUAUUGCACAGACUUAAUUCAAAUACUUGUUUAACAUCGGGUUAUGCUGGUGACUCCCACAGAGCAGUUCAACCUCCAUCGUGUGACGACUUGACACUGAGAUAAACAAUCAGCAGAUUUACCGUAAAACUGUAUAUAACUAUACAAAACGUGUAUAACGCGUUAUUGACAAGGCCAGUGAUAAAGUGUAAUAUAUAUAUUUACACUGGUGACCUGUUUAACUCAUUUGUAUGAUGUAGCCAAACUCACUGAUAUUGUCAGCAUUGACAUUCUGACCUUUGACACGGUGCAAAGGUCAAGGGUGACGAGGAUUAUGUCGGACUUGAAACCUGAAACAAAUAGUGCUACAGUGGAGAGGUGGCAACAUUGACACUUUUACUCUGAAGUCUAUGCAGUGGUGCCAUUUCAUUUAGAUUUUGUUGUUGUUAUUGACAAUUAAUUCUACGAGCUUCCAUAUGUUCCAUAUCAUAUUUGUCUUGCACAGGUCUCUGUUGUAUCAAACUAACUUUGCUUCAGAUUUGAUCCACGAAGAUAAAAUUGGAAAUUAUGAUGAAAAUGUUUUGCAAUUUAUUUAAACUUGAAAGAAAAAGAGCGCAUUCUGGCAGUCAAAAUUACUUCCUUGACAAAUCAAAUUAUUAGAACAUUUCGUAGUCGGGUUGAAAAAAAUAGAUAUUAAAUAUUUGACUAUCAAGCAUAUCAAGCUAAUUAGUGUUGCUACAACAGAGCUCUGGUUUACUAGUGUGGCUACCUUACAAACUGGUAGCGAUGAGACUUUGACCGGUAACAUCUAUAUCUCUCCAUGGUACGACUCAUUUUAUUUAUUUCCUCCAUUCCCUCAUAUUGUGUACGUACCCAGUCUUGUUGGUAAACAAAUACGCAUUAUACAAGAAUUAUAAUUGUAUUUCGAUGUAUCUUAAAAAAUUCAAAUUGUCCUCGGGAAAAUUUCAAGAAAUUUUGGACAAUCAAUUGCUGCAUACAUUAAAUUUAAUAAAAAAAGUUAAGACAUAUUUUUUACUUCAGUACUUCAUUAUAAAGAUACCAUAAUGGUUUGGUCUUUUUAAGUAUUUUUUGUUAUAACGAAAAAAACAGAACCUGGGAAAACAAGAACAGUUAGACCAAUUUGGUGUUUUUUUUGUUUCCAGUUACCAUACCUAUACCCUUUACUUUUAAGGCUGAUUUCCAGCAAGCACUGUCGAGUUUACUCUCCUAUAUACGGUAAUUCUUAUAAAAAUGGAAGUAUUUAAUUUAUUACCCUAAAUUUUUUCAGACAUGUAACAGGAAAUAAACGUGUUUUAUUUGCCUUACAGUACAUGAUUAAUAUGUUAAGUUUCAGUUACUGUAGGUUAGGUUUGCAGAGUGUAAACUAGAUCUGACACAGAUGAAAAACAGUACUAUUGUGUCGGGUUUUGGCAAACAUCGAGUUUGUGUUAAGUUUUAAUUUAAGCAAUAAAAAGUAAAAUGUUUAGUGUAAAACAUUGUCUCCAAAGUACUUAGCACAAAGACUAUCUUCUGACCACUUUGUCGUCACGUCCCCCGCUGUGAUACAUUUGAUAAAUGGGAUGCUAGUAUUUCUUCUAAAACUAAGCUUAUAACAUAUGAUUAUAUUUGGUUAUUAAGACAUUAACCCCUGAAAUUUCAUAAUGGACUAUUCCAACAUUUGAAACGGAUUAGUUCAAAUGUGUCUUCAGGGGUGAAUGAGUUAAGUCAGUAAAUGCUAGAGGUAGCCUCUAUAUAUCCACAGUGGACCUUCAAACACAAGUGAUCGUAGUCCUUUAUGAAACACAUUUCCUUAUAACAUUGCAAAAUUUACAAGUAUGGAAUUCUGUUUGUUACAAAUAUAAUUAAUUAAGUUCACUUUGAAAUAUUUGGAGACAAAAUUGACCUAGAUUUUUUUUCUACGCUCUGUUGUUGAUUGAAAAUAAUUGUUCACAUUAAAAUGAUCAGGAUUGGUGAUCAAUGUUUGAUAGUAUGGACCAUGAAGAAUAAUUUAAGGCCAAACAGAAUUAACUUAUACUGUAUAAAGACAAAAUAGGAACUGUAGAGCACUGCAGAUCCAGAUAUUACCAGUGCUUGACUACAGAAAAAUCAGGGGUAUGCUAUUCCACUAGCUUAACGCCCCCGGAGCUGGUCUAUUUUAUGUCAUCGCUCAAUAUUUACUGUGAAAAUACUUUUAAAAUAAGUCUUUAAAAUCUGCAUGGGGGCUAGUGCUCUAAAUAUGAAACAGUACAUGCCUGAAAACCUGGUAGAGGGUUGGCAGUACUAUUUAACCCUUUCACCACUGUGGACCACAAUGGACUCAUCCAGAUAAAGCUAUGGUAGAGUCUACUGAAGUUAACUAGGGGUGAAGGUAGGGAGAUUAACCUGAAUUAAACAUAUAUUUUAUUUGGCCUUACUCCGAUUUGAUAUCUGGAUGUAGACCCAGUGAAAGUCCUUAAUGUCUAGGAACAUAAACCAGGCUAGAUAUGUACUUGUCUGCUGAUACAAUCGGGAGCCUAACCCUCCCCUGCAGAUUAUAAGUCAUAUAUUGAAAUAUUGAUCACAGUAGAUAAGGCUAGCUAUGGAAUGAAAAUAUAUAUGGUCCAUCUCCUCUAACACUCAAUUUGACCUGAUAACAUUGUCAACUGAGUAACAGAAAUAAGAAAAAUAGGUAAGCUU
Molecule: messenger RNA, 8912 nt
Organism: Mizuhopecten yessoensis (Yesso scallop)
Lineage: Eukaryota; Metazoa; Mollusca; Bivalvia; Pectinida; Pectinidae
Product: rap guanine nucleotide exchange factor 6-like
Exons: 29
Coding region: 969-5231 (1420 amino acids)
Biological process (GO): positive regulation of GTPase activity; Ras protein signal transduction
Cellular component (GO): plasma membrane; apical plasma membrane
Molecular function (GO): protein binding; guanyl-nucleotide exchange factor activity
Source: RefSeq, a predicted model, not a curated record